This is a messenger RNA of Musca domestica (house fly), 393 nucleotides long. RefSeq names its product histone H1.1-like. The record is from RefSeq and is a predicted model, not a curated record. NCBI's taxonomy places the organism in Eukaryota, Metazoa, Arthropoda, Insecta, Diptera, Muscidae. The coding region runs from base 1 to 393 and encodes 130 amino acids. The transcript has 2 exons. Gene Ontology annotation, cellular component: nucleosome. Gene Ontology annotation, molecular function: DNA binding. Gene Ontology annotation, biological process: nucleosome assembly.
AUGGUUGAUGCCGCCAUCAAGACCCUGAAGGAACGUAUAGGUUCAUCAUUGCCCGCCAUCAAGAAAUACUUGGCCAGCACCUACAAAAAGAAGAAGGCCCCAGCCGCUGGUGACAAAAAGAAGAAGGCUGCCGCCCCUAAAAAGGCCGCUGGUGAGAAGAAGGCAGCUGCCAAAAAACCCUCUGCCGCCAAGAACACCGCUAAAAAGAAGAAGGCCAACAAAACAAAGGCUCCCAAGAAAACCGGUACAGUUAAAGCUAAACCAGCAAAGACCGCCGCCAAAGCAUCUGCCACUAAACCAAAGGCACCCAAGGCAAAAACUGCAGCUGCUAAGCCCAAAAAGGCUGCAGCAGCAAAGAAGCCAACUGCUAAGAAAGCCGCCGCCAUGAAGUAA